Dermacentor andersoni is the source of this 9671-nucleotide messenger RNA. Its product is annotated as aminopeptidase N-like. Gene Ontology annotation, cellular component: membrane; cytoplasm. NCBI's taxonomy places the organism in Eukaryota, Metazoa, Arthropoda, Arachnida, Ixodida, Ixodidae. The record is from RefSeq and is a predicted model, not a curated record. Gene Ontology annotation, molecular function: zinc ion binding; metalloaminopeptidase activity; peptide binding. Gene Ontology annotation, biological process: peptide catabolic process; proteolysis.
CUACAGUUCUACGAAAUAAACAUUAAAUAAGAAUUACAUGCAAAACUAAAAUACACUUGCUUGUUAAGUCAAUAUAAAAUAGACAGCAAAAUGUACCUUUACAGCUGGGGCACCAGCAGCGAAGAGAUAAAUAGCUCUCGUGCAAACACGCACACCUGGAUUCCUCCAGUCCGCAACCACCCGAAGACCCACAAAUUGAGCCCGCAGAACAAGCUGCAUCUCCGCCUGAGCAUGCUGCCUUCUUGUCAGGCGACCAAGUGGGGUCAACGCAGUUUCAUAGAACUAGAAAUUAAGCUACCUUAAUUUACAAUGCAGAACAAAUUACUGUUUCUACAAUAAAUUUUAAGCAGCACCACUGGAGGCGGCAAGUGAAACAGAAAACAAGGAAAAGGAAGAUGCGAUUGUGCAAAUAUGCUAGCUGUCGCUGCUUCUACCUUUUUCUGAAAACGACAAUUUUUGAUGCAGGCCCAUCAUUAUUGGUCACGGCAGAAUAAAACAAUAUUUAAAAAAAAGGCGAGAAGGCACAUUUGGAGUGCGAAUAAGAAGGAAAUUGAGAUCACGAAGUCAUUGACGAAUCAGUAUCAAAAAUGUCAGCCGAUGGCCAGUGUUUAUUCAGACUACGUCCUUGCUUUCUUAUUCUGCAUUCUACUUGCGUGUACUGUACGUCGCUAUCAGCAUGUGAGAAAAAUUGUCGAAACAUCGCCUAAAAAUAUGCAGUGCACUGUGGUGUCACGGUCACAUUAAUUUCAAGGGAAUACAAAACAGGUAUGUUUUAUGUAGACAUUGCUAAAGAUUGCCCGAGAUCAAGGUAUUGUAGCAGCACGUGAUUGUAGCGGUACGUUUACUUACUAAAAUGCGGCGCAAGUAGCGGAGCUAUUCAACCAGUGCAAGUAUCUGAAUUAUUUCCAAAGCGUCAGCUCUAACCGGUCUGGAAACAAGGUCUAUUAUUGCGGUUUACUUGCACGCAAAAAUUAUAGUUCGCAAGUGCAUUUCCACAAAAACAAUUAACGAACUGAAUGCCUGCGUAACUGCCAGUGUAAAAGAAAAAGUCACAGGUCUGCGCGGCACACGCAGCACAGUCACAGCUAAGCUGGAGGAGCACCUCCAUAGGAGCUCCAUUUUCGGCAGCACGCACUAGAGGGUUCGCACCUUGCAUGCGAGGCGGCGCCAUAAUGUGUAUCGAAGAGCAAACACAGGCAUCGAGACUACGUGGCGCACACGUCACAUCCCUUGACCCGUGGCACAAGACCAUGAUGAUGAUGCUGCUGCUGAUGAUGAUGAUACUUUAUUGGCAUCCCCUUUGCAACGAGGCGGUGAGAGAGAGAGAAUAAACUUUCUGCGAAAGAGCACGCGAGCGUAGGGCGUUCCUCCGCUGGUCCCCUCAGUCCAGGAGUCCAGCGGCCUUAGCUGCCCUUCUCUCUCGGUUGACCAGGUUGAGCUGGUCCGUCGAGUCGGAGCUGGACAGCGCUGCCUCCCACUGCCGUGUGUUAUCGGUGUGAGCUGUGGUGUGCUUGCGCAAGCCCGCACCAUGUGAUAAAGCGUUGUGCAUUGAUCGCAGGGUUGGCAUUUAUAGCAACACAACGCAGGGUAUAUGGCGUGGUAGAGACAAGUGUGGAUAUGUGUUUGUUUGGAGUUUCCACCAAAUUACGGCUUCCUCUCGCGUCAGAUCAUUAUCAGGCGAUGGGAGCGUUCUUCGUGAAAGCCGAUAGUGUUGUAGGAUGUGCGUGUAGGUUAAUGGUAUUAGCGAGGUGGAACUGCUCGGCGCGUCCCUCUCGCGGCUCCCGGUGUACACGCGCUCGGCGAAGGCGUGAGCCUGCUGACUACCGCGUAAGGGCUCAUGCCCCGGAGUCCACACGAUUUUAUGUAUGGCGGGAGCUGGUGCGCCCCAAUCAGAAUGCGAUGUUGGGCCCUGGAAAUUUUGGCCCUGGAAAAAUUUCGGCAUGCUGUCUGAGAGUCCUUCAGAAUUAUGACGCACUCCCAGUGCGGUCUCGUCAUGAUGGCUAACACUAUUGCUAGUUUCUCUGCCUCCGCAGCGCUUGCUGUGGAAACGGACGAUGCAUUUAUUCACCUAUCCUGCUUGAGUUGGCCAGGUACAGCUAUAGGCAACUGUUACGUGCAACUGCUACGUGAACUGCUACGUGCAACUGCUACAUAUCGACGCUACGCUGCGCACAUCUCGCAUCGCGUGACAGGCGGCACGAUGCGAUGUAAAUGAUGACGAUAACGAUAAUGAUGAUAAUUCUAUAUUGGCAUCACCCUUGAAACGGGGCGGUGCUAGCUGUUAACCAGCUUGCUUGAUUUAAUCAGUUAUGCCAUACAUGCUUUCCAUCCUAGGAUUUUUUUACACUUUUCCUUAAUCUUUUUCUUUAAGAGAUGCGCGCGUGGGUAACGUCAAGCCUGUGUGCAGCCAGAGAACGUACGUUGAGACAGCACGUGGAAAAUCGGUGGGGCUCAUCGAGCAGUGCAAAGAAACGUUGCAUGAUUGUGUCAAGGUGAUGUUGUUUGAGUCUGCGGAAUCCGUCACGCAGUGAUCGGUGAGGGUUUACGGCGGCGUGGUAAAAAAAAGUCGUCUUCAGCGUUGUUGAUAUAAAGGACAUCAAGUGAAGUGGCUCGACUCGUGCGGGUCUUCGCGGCGAAGCUGCCGGGCCGCAUUUUCGGCUGACCGCACGUGAGGUUGCUCGCGUAGAAGCUGUUUCGUCUGAUUUUCGGCAACACGCACUAGAGGCUCUUGGCGGCGAAGUCUUUUUACGUCCUUUUCUCGAGAACGAACUAAAGCGGCCGCGCGGUGUCGACGGCGACCUGCGGCUUGUGCUGCUUUCUGCACAGUGGUCUGCCAAGCCCGACGUUGUCUGGUUGCAGCCGCGCGCGUAGCUCUACGAGUCACCUCUUCAGCAGCGGUUCGUACCUUGCGAGGAGGCGCCAUAAUGCGCCGCGAAGAGGUAAUACAGGUAACGAGACUAUGCGGUGAACAUGUCACAUCCCUUGAUACGUGUCACGGCAUCAUGCAAGUGGAAACUUGAGUGUCCAAAGCACUCAGUCCACAGGAACAGUUGCAAGAACCGACUGUUUAAUACCGCGCGCUAGUCACGUCUUCUUGUUCGCUAUGCUUCUUCUAAGUGGCGAUAUCAAUGUCCUUGCCACACUACAGACGCGGCAUUUUCCUACCUUUCAAGGAAGCGUGUACAUGCAUGAAACUUUAAAAUGCGAAUGGAUUGGAUAAGUAUGGCUUUAUACGCAACACAAUAUAUAACUGCGAUGCAAAGGGAGCACGUAUCGACGCUACGCGGAGCGGCUGUGACUUCGCGUGACUACACGCGCGGAAGGCGAUAGCUGCGACGGACAUCGGCGGCGGCGGCGGCUGUUGCGAUCGACAUUGGCAUCCCUUCUCGACGAUUAACGAUUCACCGGCGAACGUGAAGUUAUGAAAGGCCCUUCACGCUGCAUCGUCGCUUUCUCGGGGCCUUUCUUUAGCUGGCUACUAAAUCUGCGUAACCAAAGCUGACGGGCGAGACGAGCGCCUGCCUGGAGUAGAUGGUACCUGACAUCGACUGGGACACGCAAACAAAAGAGCCCGCCAGGGGUGAAACAGCCGCCGUCCUUCGCGGAAGCAACAACCAUACCGUGAAUACCACGCUACCGGAGCCUGACCCUGUCAAGCGGACCAUCACGAAUGACCCACAUAUUGAUCAAAGUGACCAACGCCGACGACUUCCGUGGGAACAUCUUCGACGUCAAGUUCACAGCUCGCCACGUCGUCUCGUAUGUGGGGGCGAACGUGCGACACUGGAGGCUGAGCCCGGCAGGACGACGUGACAUCAUGGGCGGGAUUUUACGAAUACUUCAAAGAUUGUGGUUGACCGAGAAGAACAGUGAAUUUCCCAGCCGAGGAAAAGGGGAAAAAGAAGUGCAUAAGAAGUGUAUCUGGAGUGUUGGAAUGUGCUCCGACUCGCACCAGUGCCCCUAAUCGUACUGGUGCUCUGACGUGUACAUGUGCUCCUACUCAUGUUCGUACUAGUACUAGAACUCGUGCUAGCACAUGUAACCUCUCAUCAUGUAACUUUGUAAAUAAACCCCUUUUCUCAUCUCUUCUACGUCGCCCCGGACCUCUCGAUCGCCCGGCACCUGGCACGUCACCAGCCCCGGAACCGUAAUGGCCGGUCGGAGACCGAGUCACAACAACCGUAUGACAGCGAUGGGAUACGCUACCCUGAGUCCCGCCAUCGCCAAACGAAACGGUUAUUGGAAUGAGCCCGUAACAGCUUACGCUGUAAGAAAGGCACAAGCUCAACUGCACAGCUACUAAAAAGUACAGAAUUAUAUGUUGUGCAUGCACACAAAGGAAGAAAAAAGUGAAAAGAAAGCUGUCGCACCCACCCACACAUAUUGAAAUAUGCGCAGAUAUUUAUAAAGAAAUUUAAAUUCCAACAACCAAGGGAAUGAGCUAGUCGCUGCCACCAUGUCGGCCAAAAAUCCAGAAACGGCGGAGGAAGUGGCCAUCGUUCUCGGCGUCGCCACAUCCAAGGAACAGCCGUCACAUUGAGCGACUCGCAAACCACGUGUAGAAACCUACGAAAAGGCCGUAUCUCUAUCGCAGCGGGGAAGAUUCUAGAAGAAAUAAGACGAGAACUCCUCGAUACGUACGUCGCAUGGGCCCUAUGCCACGAACACCUGGCAGGAAACGAAGCAGCACAUGGUGUCGGCCGAGGGAAUACCAGCCGGGAUUUCCUGCCGCACGGUCUCCGGAAAGCGACGAGGGCGGAGGGCAUCCUCAUCAACUGCGCCGCAUUAUUGCAAUACUACCGAAUGUAAGGAAGAGGAAAUCCACUACCACCGCCAAAAUUAAGCAAAAAAGAAGCCACCGCCCUCCGCAGACCACAAACGAAUAUAUAUGUCCAUGGAAUUGUCGUGCACCGGAUGCACCCCACACAAUUCUGAUACCUAUGCCGAUUCUGUGGUGUACCGGACACCCUCCAACACAUGGUGUUGGUGUGCCGACGCCACGAGAAAAAAAACAUUCAAGAUGAAGGUACGGAAUCGCUACGAGCUAUCGAAGAAACGCUGGAGGCAAUGUUAACGGCACCAAGCAUCAGCGAAGUCCGGUGAACCGGGUACGGGCCGCAGCAGUAGCCAACGGCCUUCUGCACUGAGAGAGCCGCCCACCUUGCACGAAAAAGAAAAGUUACUUUCUCGCUGUUUCAGAUAAUAAGCGUGUAUUCCUCCUCGAAGGUUUAGGUGCGAAAACCACGAUAUGAUUAUGAGGCACGCCGCAGAGGAGGGCUCCGGAUUAAUCUCGCCCUCCAGAGAUUCGUUAGCGUGCACCUAAUGCACGGGCGUUUUCGCAUAUCGGCCCCCGUAAUGCCGCGGCCGCUAUUUGAUCCCGCGACCUCCUGCUUAGCCGCGCAACAUCAUAGCCACUAAGCCACCACGGCGGGUUGUGCAGAUAUAUCUAUUCGUUCUUGUACCUCGCCCCACAUGUGUACAAUCUGCGUACUGAGGCUGAUCACAUUGUGGUUCGUUCCUAUUUGUUAUUAACUGCGGGUGUACGUGAAAUAUUUCAAAGAGAUACAGGCAGCUGCUGUUGAGAUAAUGGACAUGUGAGAACUCCUUGCCCACAUAGGGUUCGUGCCCUGCGUCAAUUAUCUUUUCUGCUAUGACGGCGGACACACUCUCCUUUCACUGGCGUGCGGAGAGCGAAUGUUAUCGGCCUUUCCUAGUGUUCACCACUUCAGGUUAGUUUGAUGAAAACACGCAAGCAAGCCCAUUCUCAGCACCUGGGAGCCUUUCAGGUAUAAUGCACACUCCACACGUAAUCUAGGACUGUGACCCGUUGCCCUUUUCCUUCGCCCAAAACUUCCACCUGAGUCUACCCCCAACGCCAGCAUGACUGACUCAAGUCACCACACCUGGCGGAAUUUCUUGAGUCGGCUUUUAUGACAUUCGCUGGUCCACACCAGGGCGUCCUUUAUCUCUGCACUGAGGGUGUCUGGGAACCCAACCACUUCAUAAAAAUAUUUCCUAUCUCUCUCUCUCGUCUCGCUUUUGGUAUAAGACGAAUAUCAGAAAGGUAUAAAAAGUGCAAGUGCCAUCCUCGUGCGUUCCUCAAUUGACAUUUUUGCGCUUUUAUUCUUUGAUCAUUUGGGAAGCGGGAAAGUUUGAGGCACCAGUUCACAAAUCCAGAACGAGCAUUUACCACCUUGCCUUACACGUUUUUAUAUUAGCAAAAAAUGCGUGGUGAAAAUUUAGAUGAUGCGACUGUCUUCACAAAUAAAGAAGACGCGUGAAAUCACGCGCGUUCGUGCCGUGCCCUGGACGCGCAAGGCGAAAGAAGAAAAUAAAGAUUCGCUCUUCGAGGUCCGCCUCGCUGGGAACGCGCCCGCAGCCUUUCUUCGGAAGCGUCGCCGAGGGGCCGGGUGCGCAGAGAUGGCGGACAAGAAUGGCGCAGUGCGUCGCUACGUGCGCACGGGCUGCGGCCCGGGUCUGGCCGUGGCGGCGCUGGUCACCACCGUGCUGGCCGCCUGGUUCCGCCUGGCACCUCGCGCUGCCGGCCGGCAGCUGGACGCCGACGCCGGCCUGCCCGCCUGGUGGCCGGGGGCCGCCGAACUGGCCGUCGUGCGCAGGCCCGGCCCCCUGGCGCACACGUCGGUGCUCCGCGAGGACACGCUGGCGUUCCUCCGCGCGCGGCACCGGACGUCGGCGCAGGUCGGCAACAGCCGCCUGCCCCGCGCCCUGUUGCCCGAGCACUACGACAUCGAGAUGCGGCCUCGCUUCGCGGCCGAGGAGCUGCCUACGACGGAAGGCUCGGCGGGCGCGGACGACGACACCUUCACGGCCACCGUGGCCGUGCGUGUACGAUGCGUGCAGAACACCAGCACUGUGGUCAUGCACACCGGCAAGUUCAACUACACCGCGGCCUCGGCUGGCGCCGGACCAGCAGUGCAGGUAUGGGACGCGUCCAGCCCUCUUAGUCAGGUGGCGGUCACUGGCAUCGAGAAAGGCGCUGACAGUGGUCUGCUUGUCAUCUCGCUGGCCUCCAGUCUCGAGGCUGGCAAGAAGUACGUCGUGCACAUUCAGUUCAGCGGACGCCUGGGUGACACCAGAGGGUUCUACAAGUACCACUACACCUCGGCCGACAGGAAGCAGCACCUCUUGGUGACAUUCUUCGAGCCGACGUUCGCCCGUGAGGCGUUCCCGUGCUUCGACGAGCCGGACAUGAAGGCGACUUUUUCCGUGGUGGUGGUCAGGCCCGAGGCAUACCACUCCAUAUCCACUAUGCCCCUGGUUCGCUCCGAGGGCAGAACGGGCGGAUACGUGGCUGAUCACUUUAUGACGAGCAUCAAGAUGUCAACCUACACACUCGCCUUCAUGAUCAGCAACUACACUGCUACUAGAAAUGGAAAGGUGUCCGUCUGGACGCGGCCCGAGGAAGCGGACCAGGCCAGCUACGCUGCUGAGGUAGCACCCCUGAUGAUUGACUACUUUGAGCGGCUCCUGGACGUGCCUUACGUUCUGCCCAAAAUUGACCUGGCGGCGCUUCCGUCGUUCCUGGUGGACGCCAUGGAAAAUUGGGGACUGCUCACGUUCCAUAAGAACAGUCUACUCUUCAGCGACACCAAGGACGCCGCCACACACAAGGUGGUCAUCGCCACGGUUAUCUCGCACGAACUGGCACACCAGUGGUUCGGCAACUUGGUGACCAUGCGAUGGUGGAACGACGUGUGGCUGAACGAGGGUUUCGCGUCCUACAUGCAGUACCUGGGGGUCGACGCCGUCCACCCCGAGUGGAACAUCCUGAACCAGUUCACCGUGGCUGACAUGAUGCCCAUCAUGAAGGCGGAGUACAACACCGAGAGCCAUCCUCUGUCCGUGGACGGAAACUUCUCGACCGAACUGGACAGCCUGUUCGACCGAAUCGUCUACAACAAGGGUCCUUCCAUUGUGCGAAUGAUGUCAUACUUCCUCUCGCCUCCAGUGUUCCUCAAGGGCCUCAGGGCUUACCUUAAGAAGUACAGCUUCGGCAAUGCGGAUCAGGACCAACUCUUCGAAGAGCUCACUAAGGCGCAGCCCGAAGGUGGUCCCCACGGCCGAGUGGACGUCAAGGAAGUGAUGGACACGUGGACGAGGCAGCCGGGCUACCCGGUGGUGGACGUCAUCCGCGACUACGAGACGCGCAGAGCCUCUCUCACUCAGAGGCACCACUGCGUCAGGGCAGACCAGUCGAGAUUAUGGAUCAUUCCCAUUACGUAUACGGACGCUGAACACAAGAAUUUCACGAACACGGAACACGUGAUGUGGAUGAAAACUAAGAAAGCCACGCUGCAGAACCUUCCAGAGAAGAACGAGUGGAUCAUUCUGAACCUGCAAUCGGCUGGCUACUACAAGGUCAACUAUGACGUGGACAACUGGGCUCUUCUUCGCAGACAGCUGCUCAUUGCUCCCGAGGCCAUCCCCGUGCUCAACCGUGCCCAGCUGAUUCAAGAUGCGAACGACCUGGCUCACUCGGGAGACUUGAGCUACGCGGUGGCCAUGGACAUUCUCGACUACGUGCGCCGGGAGACGGCGUACGCGCCGCUCAAAGCGUCGCUCAACGCGGUCGAGGUGCUCGACGCCCGGUUGCGGGCUACCGACUUCUACGCCAAGUGGCAGACUUACAUGAACGGGCUGUUGAAAUUCCACUUCGAUCGGUUGCUCUGGGAAGGCCAAGCAAAUGAAAGCAUGCUGGAAAAGAUGAUCCGAAAAGACGUUGUCUUCUGGUCCUGCCAAUACAACUAUCAACCUUGCAUCGAGAAGUGCGUGCGCAACUUCAAAACCUUCAUGAACAGCCCAGUCCUCUUGAAAGAUGCUCUGAGGCGCGACCUGACUGGCACGUUGGUGACGCUGUGUCACGGCAUUCGGCUGGGCGACAACACUGACUGGCGCUUCCUGGCCGAUCACAUCCGCGACGCCAGCAGCGCGGAAGAGGCCCACGUCAUCGUGAGUGCCCUCGGAUGCACUGGCGAGACCAAGAACCUGCUCAGCUUGCUGUCCUUCUCUAUGCGCAACAUGACGACCCUGAAUAAAAACGUGGAAAACUCUCUGGGGUACUUCUUCGAGAGUGCAUCCUACUCGAACAAGGGCAGCGACCUCACCCUCAAGUUCUUCAUUGAAAACUGGAAGACGCUGCUGGACAAGUAUGGCCAGAGCCCAUCACUAAAGGACACGAUCUGGUUUUCGAUUCAAGGCAUUCGCAAAAGCGAGGACCUGAAACAGAUGGAGCACUUUUUCACGACCAACGUGGAGAGCAAGAAGACGGCCAAGAAGUUGACGCGCACAUUCCAGACGGCGCUUGAAUUGGCCAGGGCCAACAUCAAGUGGGUGCGCAAAAACGCGCGGGUCAUCGAGAACUGGCUCGACGACAGGCUUUCCUACAAGGAGGGAGCCCGACCAGCACCUGGGGCCUGAAGGCUGCUGCCGCGGCAUUGUUGGCCUCGGGCGGAAAGAAUAAAGGCCACGCAUCCGUGAAAAUUACCGGCGCAGCGAAUCAAGUUUCGCCUUUAUGGGACUCAAAGAUUAUACCUGUCUCGGCUCUCCUCCUACUUCCUCAAUCAUGACUCCUUACGAAUGUGCUUUCUUUAUGAAAGCUUGUGUACUUGACGUUUUCGCGAGAAACAAUGGCGUGUGAGUUAACCACGACA